This is a messenger RNA of Carassius auratus (goldfish), 1243 nucleotides long. Its product is annotated as P2Y purinoceptor 14. The record is from RefSeq and is a predicted model, not a curated record. Gene Ontology annotation, cellular component: membrane. Lineage: Eukaryota; Metazoa; Chordata; Actinopteri; Cypriniformes; Cyprinidae. The coding region runs from base 132 to 1133 and encodes 333 amino acids. Gene Ontology annotation, biological process: G protein-coupled receptor signaling pathway. Gene Ontology annotation, molecular function: G protein-coupled purinergic nucleotide receptor activity. The transcript is spliced from 2 exons.
CCGGCCACUCUUUAGUUCCUGUAUCAAAGUCAACACCCCCUUCCUCUGAAAUAUCAUGUGAGGCGCAUCCCAUAUCACUUCUUCUUAUUCUGUGUGAUGAUACAAGCUGGCUUAACUCUUCAAUUUUAGAUAUGGACUGCAUCAACACUACACAGAUGGAACCAAAAAACAGCACGAAUGUCAGCAGCGUGUUCACACAUCAGGUUCUGCCUGUGCUCUACACCAUCAUCUGCGCUUGUGCCUUCAUUCUCAACGGACUCGCCGCUUGGAUCUUCUUCAGGGUUCCCACCUCAUCAGCCUUAGUAGUUUACCUAAAAAACAUGGUGGUGGCAGAUGUUCUGAUGUUGUUUACCUACCCGUGGCGUGUAGUGGGCGACCUCGGUUAUGGCGGUUUGCAGUUGAAGCUGAUAGUUUGCCGUUACACAGCUGUGCUUUUCUACCUCAGCAUGUACACAGGAAUAACCUUCAUGAGCCUCAUCAGCUUGGAACGCUAUUUCAAAAUCAUACGCAGUACCUCUGAAGUGUCUUCUUUUCUGCAGCGUGUUUCAGUAGCGAAGGCUCUUGCGCUGCUAACUUGGGGCAUCAUGAUGUUCUUCAUGCUGCCGAAUGCCAUAUUAACCAACCAGCCCAUGCCUAAAGUUUUCUCCUGCAUGGCCCUGAAGAGCGAACUAGGUCGGCGCUGGCACGAAAUUUCAGCCCACUUCAACGUUGGAGUCUUCUGGGUGGCAUUCCUGUUGAUGGUGUUUUGCUACACCUCCAUUGCUUGUCAUGUUUACCGCUCCUACAAACGGGUGCAGCAGGACAGCAGCAUGGCGAGACAGCGGUCAAAUCGAAGCAUCUUUAGCUUGCUGGCUGUUUUUGUCUUCUGCUUUGUUCCGUACCACGUUUGUCGCGUGCCCUACACGCUUAGCCAAAGCCACAAGGAUGACUUUAGUGCCUUCAACCGCUUCAUUCUCUUCCAAUUAAAAGAAGCUACACUCUUCCUGUCUGCCCUCAAUGUGUGUCUGGAUCCUAUCAUCUACUUUUUCAUGUGCAGGACAUUCAGAGAGUCACUUUUGCAGAAGAUGUCAUCUGUAAACCACGAAAACAGGCGGCCUUCAAUAGGCACUGGGCUCAGUAUCAGCAAUCUGUAAUGAUCGAGCAAAAAAGCAAAACGAGCAUUAGUCAUUUGCAAGAUGGAAAAUAUAUUUUGAUUUGAAACCACAUACCUAGCUGUGGUUUUCUUGCAUGUGAAAACGCAGCA